UUUCACUGAAAAUAGUGGAGACUUCUUGAUUGAGGCAUCGAUCUGUCAUCUAACCCCAAGUAACCGGUUAAUUUCCGCUUUCACCUGAUCAGUUUUAGUCACACUAGAUGCGCUCAGCUAACCUUCAGAACUUAAAAAUAGAAGCCGAAACCCAACCAAGCAAUAGUUAAGGCCAAACCGGACCAGCUCAAUAAAUCGGUUUGGUUUUGAUCGCUAGCUGAAUCCAAACACCCAAGUUUAGUCGAUGACUCAACUAGACCUCAUAUCCACCACCUCGAAGUUGGUCUUCCUUGCUCGGUCCGGCUGGAUCGCAUCCGCGCGCAAACUGUUCGACGAAAUGCCCGACAGGGACACCGUCUCCUGGAACGCGAUGCUCACUGCCUACUCCAACUCGGGCCAACCCCACCGAGCCCUCUCCCUCUUCUCCAUCAUGAGAACGUCCGCCGCUUGGCCCGACUGCUUCUCCUUCACCGCGGUCCUCGCCGCCUCCGCCGACCUCCACGACCUCAGCAGCGGAAGGAAGCUCCACGCCCUCCUCCUUCGACUCGGGCUCCGCUCCUCGCUGCCGGUCUCCAAUUCUCUCCUCGACAUGUACGGCAAGUGCUCCUGCCCUUCGGAUGCUGGACGGGCUUUUGAGGAAAUGGAAGAACGCAAUGAGGUCUCAUGGUGCUCCCUCCUCCAUGGCCAUGUUAAUGCGGGACAGUUGGAUGACGCCCAUCAGGUGUUUGAUGAAAUGCCUGUUAGAAAGACGAUUUCAUGGAAUAUUCUUAUUAUGGGCUAUGCUCGGCUGGGCAAGAUCGAACACUCGAUAAGUUUGUUUAAGAAGAUGCAAUUGUUAGGUGUGGAAGGGGAUGUCAUCACAUUUAGCAGCCUCAUGAAUGCUUGCUCUGAUCUUUCAGGUCCUCGCUUUGGUCGUAUGAUCCAUGCAUUCAUUUAUCAAAAUGGAUGGGAUGUUGCUAUUGAGGUUAAAAAUUCAGUGCUCAGCUUUUAUGCCAAAUUUGGCUUCUGUAAUGAUGCAUUGAAGGCGUUCGAGUCUAUGGAGACUCGAACAAUUGUCUCAUGGAAUGCUAUGAUUGAUGCUAAUAUGAAGGUUGGUAAUGUGCAUGGAGCUCUCCUUUUGUUUCUCAAGGCACCAGAGACCAACGUUGUUUCAUGGACGGCAAUGAUUUCCGGGUUUGCAAGGAAUGGGUACGGGGAAGAGGCCCUUUCUCUCUUCGUUGGCAUGAAGAGGAAAUCCCUUGCACCUGAUGAUUUUACGUUUGGUGCCGUCCUCCAGGCAUGUGCUAUGUUGACAGUGCUAGCAAAUGGGAGAAUGACACAUAACUGCGUGAUUCACUGCGGUUUCGAUUAUUUUCUCUAUGUGGCCAAUGGCUUGGUGAACAUGUAUACCAAAUGUGGGGAUGUUGAAGCUGCGACUCAAGUGUUUGAUGGUAUUUUAAGGAAGGACUUGGUGUCAUGGAAUGUGAUGCUUUUUGGAUUUGCAUUGCAUGGAUUGGCUGCGAAAGCUUUCAAGGUAUACGAAGACAUGCUGGCUUGUGGCAUUUUGCCCGAUAAGGUUACCUUUAUAGGUUUAUUGAUGGCAUGUAGCCACGCCGGUUUUAUCGAGCAAGGUAGAGCCUUCCUUCACGUGAUGGAGUCAGUCCAUGGGAUCAAAUUAGAUACAGACCAUAUUACUUGCAUAAUUGACAUGCUGGGGAGAGCCGGGCAUUUGGGAGAGGCAAGCGAGUUGCUUGGCAGUUGUUCGAGGAUAGUUAGUGACAGGAUUACUGAUACAUGUGAGGCCUUGCUUAGUGCAUGUGCUGUUCAUGGGGAUAUGAGGAUUGGGAAGAUGGUGGGAGAGCAGUUGGUUCGUAUGGAGCCUCAGAAAGAGGUUGGCUAUGUGAUUCUAUCAAACUUGUAUUGUGUUGGUGAGCAAUGGAGGGAAGCAGAGAAGGUGAGGAGGGUUAUGAUGGAGCAAGGAGUUCAGAAGGUACCUGGUUGCAGUUGGAUUGAGGUGAGUGACAUGGUCAUGGAAUUUGUAUCUGGGAGCCAAUCUGUUAAUCACAUGAUACAUGUGCAUAAUAUGAUAGGAUUACUAAAUUGUGAAAUGAGAAAUCCUAGUUUCGUUUGCCUUAACAGUGAAUAA
Elaeis guineensis (African oil palm) is the source of this 2125-nucleotide messenger RNA. Its product is annotated as pentatricopeptide repeat-containing protein At2g36980, mitochondrial. Lineage: Eukaryota; Viridiplantae; Streptophyta; Magnoliopsida; Arecales; Arecaceae. Gene Ontology annotation, molecular function: RNA binding; protein binding. The record is from RefSeq and is a predicted model, not a curated record. Gene Ontology annotation, biological process: RNA modification.